Elgaria multicarinata webbii is the source of this 1710-nucleotide messenger RNA. RefSeq names its product matrilin 1 (gene MATN1). The record is from RefSeq and is a predicted model, not a curated record. NCBI's taxonomy places the organism in Eukaryota, Metazoa, Chordata, Lepidosauria, Squamata, Anguidae. Gene Ontology annotation, molecular function: calcium ion binding.
AUGAAGCUGUUGUCGCAAAUCCAAGCCAGGGGAAGGACCAAGGGACCUCUCCUUGUCAAUAUCCAUCCUUCCACACUUCCAUUCAAUCCCCUCCCUCUCCCCCCCACCCCACCGUUGACAAGUGUUAUAGGUUGGCCUGCCGCCUUUCUGAGGAGUGGCCCAUUAAUACCUCAGGGCCAAAGCCGGAGCCUGACACUCGACCAUCUGCCUCCACCUCAGCAAUCAUGACAGCUUUUUUCUGGCUUCCUGCUCUCUGUGCUGCUGCUUCUUCAGGAGCAGGGAGUGAAUGGGGUCCUUCCUCAGCUGAGAGGUGCCCAGUGUAGGACAAGACCCACAGACCUCGUCUUCAUCGUUGACAGCUCCCGGAGUGUGCGUCCCAGUGAAUUUGAGAAAGUCAAGGUCUUCCUGUCCCAGGUCAUUGAGUCACUUGACGUGGGGCCCAAUUCCACUCGGGUUGGUGUCAUCAAUUAUGCCAGCGCAGUCAAGAAUGAGUUGUCCCUCAAGACCCACCGUACGAAAGCCAGCCUGCUGCAAGCUGUUCGCAAGAUCGAACCCCUCUCCACUGGGACCAUGACAGGCCUGGCUAUCCAGUUUGCAAUCAACCGAGCAUUCAGUGAGGGGGAAGGAGCCAGAGUGCGAGCACCAGAGAUCAACAAGGUAGCGAUUAUAGUGACCGAUGGGCGCCCCCAGGAUGGGGUGAAAGAUGUAUCAGCAAGAGCCAGAGCUCUUGGGAUUGAAAUUUUUGCUAUUGGCGUGGGCCGCGUGGACAUGCAUACCUUGCGGCAGAUAGCCAGUGAGCCUCUGGAUGAGCACGUAGACUAUGUUGAGAGCUACAGCGUCAUUGAGAAGUUGUCCCAGAAGUUUCAAGAAGCAUUCUGUGCUGUGUCUGACUUGUGUGCCACAGGAGACCAUGAUUGCCAGCAGAUCUGUGUUAGUUCAGAGGGCUCAUAUACCUGCGAUUGUAAACAAGGGUUCACACUUAACAGGGAUAGGAAAACUUGCAGUGCCUGCAGUGGAGGGUCUGCCACGGAUCUUGUUUUCCUGAUUGAUGGGUCAAAGAGUGUGAGACCUGAGAAUUUUGAGCUGGUGAAGAGAUUCAUCAACCAGAUUGUGGAUUCUCUGGAUGUGUCGGACAGAAACGCACAUGUGGGCCUGGUCCAGUAUUCUAGUUCAGUCCGGCAGGAAUUCCCAUUGGGGCAAUUCAAGAACAAGAAGGACAUCAAAGCAGCAGUGAGAAAGAUGUCCUACAUGGAGAAAGGCACCAUGACUGGUCAAGCUUUGAAAUACCUAGUGGACAGUUCCUUUGCGAUUUCCAGUGGAGCAAGACCCGGAGUUCCCAAAGUCGCCAUUGUAUUUACUGAUGGCCGGUCACAAGAUUAUAUCAAUGAUGCAGCCACAAAAGCCAAAGAACUAGGUUACAAGAUGUUUGCUGUUGGAGUUGGCAAUGCUGUUGAAGAUGAACUUAAAGAAAUAGCCUCUGAACCAGUGACAGAGCAUUACUUCUACACUGCUGAUUUCAGAACCAUCAACCAAAUUGGGAAGAAACUACAAAGUAAAAUCUGUGUCGAAGAAGAUCCAUGUGAAUGUGAAGCCAUUGUGAAGUACCAGACAAAAGUAGAUAACCUCAUAAAGGCACUGACACGGAAGCAUAUCCUUUGGGAGCUAUUUGGGGGCUGUCUAUACCUGCUCAAAGUCUCACAAUGGCUGUGA